This is a messenger RNA of Salmo salar (Atlantic salmon), 1002 nucleotides long. The record is from RefSeq and is a predicted model, not a curated record. NCBI's taxonomy places the organism in Eukaryota, Metazoa, Chordata, Actinopteri, Salmoniformes, Salmonidae.
AUGCCAGUGUUGGAGGAGCUGGGCAGGUGGACAGUCUCACCAAUGCCAGUGUUGGAGGAGCUAGGCAGAUGGACAGCCUCACUGCUAGAAUACAGAGGGACAGAGGGUGGUCAGACAGACGGCCAGCCUCCAGAGGGUGUUCAGACAGACGGCCAGCCUCCAGAGAAUGGUCAGACAGACGGCCAGCCUCCAGAGGGUGGUCAGACAGACGGCCAGCCUCCAGAGGGUGGUCAGACAGACGGCCAGCCUCCAGAGGGUGGUCAGACAGACGGCCAGCCUCCAGAGGGUGUUCAGACAGACGGCCAGCCUCCAGAGAAUGGUCAGACAGACGGCCAGCCUCCAGAGGGUGGUCAGACAGACGGCCAGCCUCCAGAGGGUGGUCAGACAGACGGCCAGCCUCCAGAGAGUGGUCAGACAGACGGCCAGCCUCCAGAGAAUGGUCAGACAGACGGCCAGCCUCCAGAGAGUGGUCAGACAGACGGCCAGCCUCCAGAGGGUGGUCAGACAGACGGCCAGCCUCCAGAGGGUGGUCAGACAGACGGCCAGCCUCCAGAGGGUGGUCAGACAGACGGCCAGCCUCCAGAGAAUGGUCAGACAGACGGCCAGCCUCCAGAGGGUGGUCAGACAGACGGCCAGCCUCCAGAGGGUGGUCAGACAGACGGCCAGCCUCCAGAGGGUGGUCAGACAGACGGCCAGCCUCCAGAGGGUGGUCAGACAGACGGCCAGCCUCCAGAGGGUGGUCAGACAGACGGCCAGCCUCCAGAGGGUGGUCAGACAGACGGCCAGCCUCCAGAGGGUGGUCAGACAGACGGCCAGCCUCCAGAGGGUGGUCAGACAGACGGCCAGCCUCCAGAGAAUGGUCAGACAGACGGCCAGCCUCCAGAGGGUAUUCAGGCAGGGAUCAAGGACAUCCUUGUUAUUUGUGAUGAUUCCUCUGAGUGUCUGCAGGAAUCCCCAUUUGAGGUGAUAAAAAAAAGCCUGAAAAGUAAAGAAGACUCUUAG